AUGCCGCUUGUACGAAACCCUAUCUUGCCAGGCUUCAACGCCGAUCCGUCCAUCCUCCGCGUCAAAGACGACUACUAUAUCGCUACAUCCACAUUUGAAUGGUAUCCUGGUGUCCAAAUCCAUCACUCCAGAGAUUUGGCAAACUGGGAGCUCGUGACACGACCUCUGAACAGAAAAAGUCAGCUUGAUAUGCGUGGCAAUCCAGAUAGUUGUGGAGUUUGGGCUCCGUGCUUAAGUCACGAUGGUGAGAAGUUUUAUCUGGUGUACACCGACGUCAAGCGAAAAGACGGUUCCUUCAAGGACACACCAAAUUACAUCGUUACCGCAGAUCGUAUUGAAGGUCCCUGGUCAGAUCCGUUCUAUGUCAAUUCCUCGGGAUUUGAUCCAUCACUCUUUCAUGACGACAAUGGCAAGAAGUGGUUUGUCAACAUGUUGCAAGACCACCGUCGUCGUCCAAGAUCCUUUGCAGGUAUACGGUUGCAAGAGUGGGAUUCCCAAACCAGUAAACUAGUUGGUCCAACUAAGACUGUUUUUUAUGGCACUGAGCUGGACUUAGUAGAAGGCCCGCAUCUCUACAAAAGGAAUGGUUGGUACUAUCUCCUCACUGCUGAAGGUGGGACGGCAUACGAGCACGCCUGCACUCUAGCCCGGUCCCGCAACAUCUGGGGGCCUUACGAACUGCAUCCGCAGAAGUACAUUGUCACAUCCAAGGACGCCCCCCUUGCUGCCCUGCAAAGAGCUGGCCACGGCGAUAUCGUUGAGACUCCAGAGGGAAAAGUGUAUCUCGUCCACCUUACUGGCCGUCCAACAACCCAGAAUCGGCGCUGCAUUCUUGGUCGUGAGACCGCGAUUCAGGAAGCAUAUUGGAGCGAUGACGACUGGUUGUACAUCAAGGAUGGUCCUGUCCCAUCUCUUUACGUCGAUCUGCCCGCAUCUCGUGACGACACAGCUUACUGGGCCGAGCAACGGUACACAUUCUCCACUUCUGAAGGUCUGCAUAAUGACCUUCAAUGGCUGCGCACACCCGAACCAGAGCGCAUCUUCAGUGUCAAUGACGGCGAACUACAGCUCACCGGCCGCGAAUCGAUCGGUAGUUGGUUUGAGCAAGCUCUCGUUGCGCGGCGCCAAACGCAUUUUUCAUACGAUGCAGAGACGACACUCACUUUCUCGCCAACCGACGAGAGGCAAUUUGCAGGGCUGACAGCGUACUAUUGCCGUUUCAACUUCUUCUACCUGACCAUCACCGCGGAUGCAGAUGGCAAUCGCGAACUGCUUAUCUUGACUUCCGAGGCAUCGUGGCCAGACGGUGAUUUGAAGAUGCCUCUUGCGGAACCUGUGAAGAUCCCGCAAGAGGGAAAGGUGAGGUUGGCCCUCAGCAUCCGUGGAAAGGCACUGCAAUUCUCGUAUGCGUUGGAAGGAGAGGAGCUGAAGAAUAUUGGGCCGGUGUACGAUGCAAGUAUUCUCAGCGAUGAGUGUGGAGGGCACCAGGCGCAUGGCAGCUUUACGGGUGCGUUUGUAGGUGUUGCGGCCAGUGAUUUAAACGGAACGGAGACGAAGGCCGGGUUUGACUAUUUCGUUUACAGGCCAGUAGCACAUGACUCAGAUCGGUAUGAUGUUUGA
Messenger RNA from Ascochyta rabiei, 1620 nucleotides. Its product is annotated as Xylan 1,4-beta-xylosidase. Lineage: Eukaryota; Fungi; Ascomycota; Dothideomycetes; Pleosporales; Didymellaceae. Gene Ontology annotation, molecular function: hydrolase activity, hydrolyzing O-glycosyl compounds. The coding region runs from base 1 to 1620 and encodes 539 amino acids. The transcript has a single exon. Gene Ontology annotation, biological process: carbohydrate metabolic process. The record is from RefSeq and is a predicted model, not a curated record.